AUGUUACUCUCCAAGGAUAAUGCCUUGCAUUUCACCUACGACUCGGAACAUGUCCAGAUCGAAACUUGGGGCCCCAACGCCCUCCGAGUUCGUGCUACAAGGUUCCAUACGCUGCCAUCUGAAAAUUGGGCCUUGACCGAGGUACCUCCUGCUAUUGUCCCGUCAAUUUCCAUCCGUGAUGACCAUGCCUCAAUUAGUAACGGCAACAUCUCUGCAACGAUCUCGUCACGUGGCAAGAUCAUUAUCAAGAACUCCAAAGGCGAACGGCUCUUGGAAGAGUACACCCGCAACCGCUCCGAUGUCGAGGAUCCAAAAUGUAGCGCCUUGAUGAUCGACGCCAGGGAAUUUAAGCCUCUACUUGGCGGUGACUACCAUUUGACUUAUCGACUGGAAUCCAUCGACCCGAAAGAAAAGAUUUACGGUAUGGGUCAAUAUCAACAACCUUUCCUAGACCUCAAGGGGCUUGAUCUGGAAAUGGCCCAGCGGAACUCCCAAGCCAGUGUACCUUUCAUGCUUUCAAAUCUCGGGUAUGGCAUGCUCUGGAACAAUCCAGCGGUGGGACGUGCAGUUUUGGCCAAGAACACUAUGAGUUUCGAAGCCUUCUCCACCAAGGUUCUUGAUUACUGGAUUGUGGCUUCAGACAUGCCAUCCCAGAUUGUCGAAGCAUAUGCCGACGUCACUGGGAAAGUUCCGAUGAUGCCUGAGUACGGGCUCGGUUUCUGGCAGUGCAAACUGCGGUACCAAACCCAAGAAGAACUAUUGGAUGUUGCACGAGAAUAUCGGAAGAGGAACUUGCCGCUCGAUGUCAUCGUAGUGGACUUUUUUCAUUGGCCAAAGCAAGGAGAAUGGAAAUUCGACCCCACAUACUGGAAAGACCCCGACACCAUGAUCAAAGAGCUUCGGUCAAUGAAUAUCGAACUUCUCGUCUCGAUCUGGCCAACCGUUGACAAACAAGCCGAAAACUACGAUUAUAUGGUGGAGCAUGGACUAUUGAUUCGGCAGGACCGAGGGCCCCGUAUCUCUAUGGAUUUCCAGGGCGAGACCGUUCACGCAGAUUUCACAAACCCUGCAACAAGAGAAUUUGUAUGGAAAACGGUGAAGAAGAACUACUACGACAAAGGUGUGAAACUGUUCUGGCUUGAUGAGGCGGAGCCGGAAUAUAACGCUUAUGACUUUGACAUCUACCGUUACCGUAGCGGCAGCGUGUUGAGUUCAGGCAAUGCCUAUCCAGUGGAUUAUGCCAGAGCAUUCUACGAGGGAAUGGUGGAUAAUGGGGAGCAGAAGGAUGUGUGUAACCUCAUUCGUUGUGCGUGGGCCGGAAGUCAGAAGUUUGGAACUCUCUUGUGGAGUGGUGAUAUCGCAAGCAGUUGGGAGAGCUUCCGAGAUCAAUUUGCUGCUGGAUUGAAUGUGGGCAUUGCUGGUAUUCCUUGGUGGACAACCGAUAUUGGUGGCUUCCACGGAGGGAACCCGAAGCAUCCCGAGUUCCGCGAGCUCUGUACAAGAUGGUUCCAAUACGGUUGUUUCUGCCCAGUCUUCCGUCUCCACGGUGAUCGCGAACCCAAGCAACCCCAGCAUGGAACCACUGGCGGAGCGACAUGCGUCUCCGGCGCGCCCAACGAGAUCUGGUGCUAUGGAGAAGAAUGCUAUGAAAUUAUGAAAAAGUACCUGUUUCUCCGCGAGAGACUGCGCCCUUACGUCCGCGAACUCAUGACUCAGGCGCACAAACAAGGCACUCCAGUUAUCAGGACGCUGUUUUGGGAGUUCCCUUUGGACGAAAAAUGUUGGGAAAUCGAAAAUCAGUAUCUGUUCGGCAACAAAUAUUUGGUCGCUCCCGUCAUGUACAAGGGCAUGGUGAAGAGAGAAGUGUACUUGCCCAAAGGCGCAGUGUGGAGGAGAUUCGAUGACGGAAAAGUCAAGGAUGCUGAGGCGUUUGAAGGCGGGAAGACGGUGGAGGUUGAUUGUCCAUUGGCUGUCAUGCCCGUCUUUGAGAGGGUGUGA
This is a messenger RNA of Rhinocladiella mackenziei CBS 650.93, 1998 nucleotides long. RefSeq lists its product as uncharacterized. Gene Ontology annotation, molecular function: carbohydrate binding; hydrolase activity, hydrolyzing O-glycosyl compounds. The record is from RefSeq and is a predicted model, not a curated record. NCBI's taxonomy places the organism in Eukaryota, Fungi, Ascomycota, Eurotiomycetes, Chaetothyriales, Herpotrichiellaceae. The coding region runs from base 1 to 1998 and encodes 665 amino acids. The transcript is spliced from 5 exons. Gene Ontology annotation, biological process: carbohydrate metabolic process.